ACCCAUGAUGUCAUUAACCCGCGGUCUGCAAGGUACCUCCAGGGGUAUGCAUGGCUGGAUCAGACCUUCUUUAUCAAGAUUCAGUUCCAAGAGCUCUUGGAAGUACAUUUUAGAUCACCGCGACGCAGUGCUGGUCUCAGGCUCCGGUGGCUCUGAUUUUGCCUUUCUGCACACACAGAGCAGGUGGGGUAAUGGCUCAUGGUCUCCCUCCACUCUGCUCUGCAACACCAGGAUGGCAGCUCUGGGGUGGCUGCUUUCCUCACCCGGGAGCUAAGCUGAAAAGCAAGUGUUCCUUCCGGCUCAGCAGAUGCUAAGGCGAUAAGCUGCACCUUGCAGAGGCUCUGGGCGAUGCAGACAGCCUGGCUGAGUGCUCGCUCCUGGCCGCUUCUCCCCUCUCCAGCAACUCCCAUCAUGGAUGUGUGUCUGCGCUCCGAGCAGCAGCCUGGGCACCUGCAGGAGGGACCAAGCCCCCCGGACAGCCAGACAGAGGCAGACGAGGAGGCUCUGCACACAGACGGCAGCAGCGGACCCCCCGGAGAUUCUAACAAGAUAGAACCAUCACUUCAAAGCCUCCUGAAAUUCGUUCCUGCAAAUUACGCCAGCUACACGCAGGAGUACUACCUGUUUGCCGGCAAGAAGAUCGUCAUUCAGGAGUCGAUAGAGAGUUACGGAGCGGCAGUGUGGCCGGGGGCCACAGCUUUGUGCCAGUAUUUGGAGGAACAUACAGAGGAACUGAAUCUCCAAGAUGCUAAAAUACUUGAAAUUGGUGCUGGGCCAGGCCUUGUCUCCAUCGUGGCCAGUAUUCUAGGAGCUGAAGUCACAGCAACAGAUAUGCCUGACGUGCUCGGGAACCUGCAAUACAACCUUUUAAAGAACACGCUGGGACGAACAGCACACCUGCCUGAAGUGAAGGAGCUGGUCUGGGGAGAGAGCCUGGAACAAAACUUCCCCAAGUCGACUUUCUAUUACGACUACGUGCUGGCCUCCGACGUGGUCUACCACCACUACUUCCUCGACAAGCUGCUGGCCACCAUGGUGUACCUCUGCCAGCCGGGGACCGUGCUGCUCUGGGCAAACAAGUUCAGGUUCAGCACCGACUAUGAGUUUUUAGAUAAAUUCAAGCAAGUUUUUGAUACAACACUCUUGGCUGAAUUUCCAGAGUCAUCCAUCAAACUUUUUAAAGGAAUGCUAAAAUGGGACUAAACAAAAUGCCUUUCGAAACAAGAGAGUGUCUUUUUAAACAGUGUUAGACAUCGCAUUUCAAGAAAAGAUUUCUUUUCUAAAAACGCGAAGGUAGUCCAUAGAAACAACUUGCAUACCUAGAAUAAACAUCAUACUACAGUGACUUUCUAAAAUAAUCUAUUCAGGAUUAUCUGACUAACCUAAACAUACACAAAGAAUAACGUGAAAAACGUAAAAGUAGCUUUGUUGGCUUCCAAGAGUCUCAGCUACGUGUUUAAUAAAUUUUACAUGAGUAAGUUAACAAACACACGGGUUUCCCCUCGUUAUUUCUGCUGGUUUUAAACUUGUUGAUAUAUUUCUGUCACAUGCUUUUUGAAACUGAGCUUGAGAGGGUCUGGAUGUCUUAAUUUGAAGGAUCUACUUAAUACAGAUUUUUUUGCUCCUUGCAGCAAAGGGAGAGGGUGCUAGUUAAUAAGAAAAAGCUAUAGGCUUAAAUUAACACUGAAAGCUACGGAGACAGUGCUGGAAUGAGAGAGUGGGUGUUGUCUUAGGGGCCGCAGGACUAGCGCUGAGCAUCCACUCUGCACCAUCUCGAACGCCUCCUUCAGAAGUUCUUUAUUGGGACAGAGCUCUCUCUGUUGUUUUCAGUGAUGUGGUGCAGACACUGGCCACCAUUACCUGAAACUGGAAAGCCAUCGUGACUUUUAAAAGCACCAUUUUGCUUCCUGUGUUAAUCACGCAGAAAUGUGACAUUUUUGCCGAGGACACCUUCUUCUGGAAUGAAUUCGGGUCCAGCUGUCAGCGUGGAGGUAGAGUGACCUAGACAGAGAGCAAGGCUGACAAGGCAGCUUUGUGUCACCGCCCCAGAUCCCAGCAUCACUCACCACGGGCACCACUGAUGGUCCCCCUGGGAAUCACGGUUCAAAGCAGAGUUUGCCAGGCUGUGGAUGUAUCUCUAGUUUCCACAGCAAACUUCAUAAACUUCAUUCUAAAAUUACACUAUCUGAGAAAGACUUACACCCCUUUGAAAGAGAGAAGUAGUAAUUAC
Messenger RNA from Vicugna pacos (alpaca), 2230 nucleotides. It is a transcript of the gene METTL21C, whose product is annotated as methyltransferase 21C, AARS1 lysine. The record is from RefSeq and is a predicted model, not a curated record. NCBI's taxonomy places the organism in Eukaryota, Metazoa, Chordata, Mammalia, Artiodactyla, Camelidae.